CGCUGACCGUUUUGCCGGGUCGUUCGUUGCUUACCGUCCGGCUUUCCCCCAUCAUCUACUCGCCAGAUCCACCGCUGACGCUCGGUCUGCCCUCGGCAUCUCAUUUGGCCCAAAACCAGAUCUAUCCUCCUGCUGCUCAUCUGCUCGUCAUGACCAAACCCCAAGUUGACUACACCCUCUAUCUCGUCACGGAUCGCUCUUUGCUUCCCGCUGGCACCACGCUUGCCUCGUCCGUCAAGGCUGCCAUCGAGGGAGGCGCUACCCUCGUCCAGCUCCGCGAGAAGAAUGUCUCUACCAAAGAAUUCGUCGAGACCGCCCAGCAGGUCCUUGCGAUCACCCGAGCUGCAGGUGUGCCGCUUUUCAUCAACGACCGCAUCGACGUUGCCCUGGCGGUCGACGCCGACGGUGUUCACAUCGGCCAAAGCGACAUGCCGGUGGACAUUGCCCGUGGCCUCCUUGGUUCGACCAAGGUCCUCGGCGUGACUGUCGAGAACCCGCAGCAGGCCUGGGAUGCCAUCCAGAAGGGGGCCGACUACAUCGGCACCUCGGCUGUCUUUCCGACCGGCACCAAGAAGCACGCCGACGACCACCAGUUCCUUGGCCCUGUCGGUGUCAAGGCGAUCCUUGAGUCGGUCCGCUACACCGACAUUCCUGUCGUGACCAUUGGUGGCCUCAAUGCCGACAAUGUCGAGCAGGUUCUGUUGGAAUCGGCCGUCGAGAAGAGCGGCCACAAGCCCGCCAAGCGACUCUCUGGCGUCGCCAUCGUCUCGGCCAUCAUCGCCAAGGAAGACCCAAAGGCCGCUUCGCAGGUACUGGCGGCCAAGAUCCGUCCGAUCGUCUCGGGCACGGCCCAUGCCGCCGUUGAGCGAUCGCUCGUCUGGAAGCGCCCCGAUGCCGAACAGGCGCUCGUCGACAAGAUUGCCAACGCAUUCAUUCAGCUGCGUGAGCGAAAGCCUCUCGUGCACAACAUCACCAACUACGUUGUCAUGAACGACACCGCCAAUGUCAUUCUGCACAUUGGCGGUCUUCCUGUCAUGGCCCAUGCUCACAACGAGGCUGCCAAAAUCACAGGCAUCUCCAAUGCCCUUGUUAUCAACAUUGGCACGCUCGACGACCCCAAGGUCCAAUCGAUGCACAUCUCUGCCAAGCAGGCCAACGAAAAGGGAAUCCCGAUCGUCCUGGAUCCAGUCGGUGCUGGCGCGACAUCCUACCGCACCGAAACCACCCUUAAGCUCCUGACCGAAAACAAGAUCGACAUUGUCAAGGGCAACGCCGGCGAGGUUGGCAUCAUUGCCGGCUGCGGUGGCGUCGAGAUGCGGGGUGUCGAGAGUGUUGGAACGCUCUCGCAGCCGGAGUUUGUUGUCGAGAGCCUGGCCAAGCGCUUUAGCAACGUCUUUGCCAUCUCGGGCAAGACCGAUUACAUCUCUAAUGGCGCUCAGACUGUGGCCGCCUCCAACGGAAACGAGUGGCUCGGAACCCUGACCGGCACGGGCUGCUCAACGACGACCCUCGUGGCCAGCUUUGCCGCGGUCGAGAAGGACCAUGUUGUCGCCACGGUUGCUGGUAUCGUCGCCAUGGGUGUUGCUGCCGAGCUUGCUGUUGAGUCUGGACGUGUUGCCGGUCCUGCAAGCUUCAAGGCUGCCCUCUACGAUGCCCUGUACCAUUUGAACGCCGAUGCCAUCCGACUGCGCGCCCGCGUUGAGAUUUUGAAGAGCGCCUAGGUACACACCCAGAGGGUAUGGAACGGGGCUCAAGUGUCUCGCUUGUGCUCGCCUGCGUGAUAUGCGGAAAGCGUAUGGCCGCACCAAGAGCGCGUCAGACCCAAAGCAAUAUAGGAGCUCAAUCCUCAUUGAUGAGAAUGUCGAGACAACCAUUGUGUCUGCAACAUGGCGAUUGGCAUCUCGUUGGGCUUCGUUGCUGCGGCACGAUCCUUUGGUGCGGCACGAUCCUUUGGUGCGGCACACAAUAUAUCGACAGCGUCUGAC
This is a messenger RNA of Polychytrium aggregatum, 1985 nucleotides long. Its product is annotated as Hydroxyethylthiazole kinase family-domain-containing protein. Gene Ontology annotation, biological process: thiamine biosynthetic process. Bases 150 to 1721 code for a protein of 523 amino acids. The record is from RefSeq and is a predicted model, not a curated record. NCBI's taxonomy places the organism in Eukaryota, Fungi, Chytridiomycota, Chytridiomycetes, Polychytriales. Gene Ontology annotation, molecular function: magnesium ion binding; thiamine-phosphate diphosphorylase activity; hydroxyethylthiazole kinase activity. Gene Ontology annotation, cellular component: cytoplasm. The transcript is spliced from 5 exons.